AUGGCCCCAGUUGCAACGGGAGAGAUGGCACCAAUGCAUCUACCCGUCUACAAGUCAAAGUAUUCCUCGGUCACUGCUUCUGUCUUGCAUGGUCCACGAGAUUUGCGAUUGGAAACAAGAACGAUCGAUGAGCCAAGUGUCGGAGAGCUGCAGAUUGCUGUCAAGCGGACCGGCAUCUGCGGGUCCGACGUCAGCUAUUACAAGAAGUUCGCCAACGGAGACCUCUGCGCGUGCCAUCCCCUUUCCCUAGGCCAUGAGUCCUCGGGCGAGGUCGUUGCCAUUGGACCUCAGGUCACUGGGUUCAAGCUUGGGGACAGGGUCGCUCUCGAGGUUGGCGUCCCUUGCGGCCAGUGCACCAUCUGCCGCAAGGGCAGAUACAACCUUUGCAAGCAGAUGAGGUUCAGGUCCAGCGCCAAAAGCGUUCCUCAUUAUCAAGGCACCCUCCAAGAACGGAUCAACCACCCGGCAGCAUGGUGCCACAAGAUCCCGGAUCAUGUGUCUUACGAAGCUGCCGCUCUUCUUGAGCCCCUGUCUGUAGCAAUUCAUGCUGUCAACAGGGCCGCACCCGAACCUGGGUCCACGGCAUUGGUCAUCGGUGCAGGGACAGUUGGCCUUUUGACCGCAGCGAUGGCUCGCCAGGCUGGCUGCGCACAAGUCACCAUCACCGAUGUUGAUGCCGGCCGAGUCAACUACGCAGUUGAGAAGGGCUUCGCCACCCACGGCCACGUCGUCAACAGCAACUCGGGCACUUCAACACCAGCAGACCCAGGAAGUGUUGCGAGCAAAUUUGAGGGUGCCAAGUCGUUGGCCGCAGAGAUCCUUGCUCUGACCAAGGUCCCAGAAGAGGUCGAAAUGGACGGCGAGGACGACGGUGUCGAUGUCACUUUCGAGUGCACCGGAAAGGAGGUCUGCAUGCAGACCAGCCUGUACGCCACGAGGCCUGGUGGCAAAGUCAUCAUGGUUGGCAUGGGCACUCCUGUUCAGACGCUCCCGUUGUCCGUCGCACAUCUACGAGAAAUCGACAUCCUUGGCAUCUUCAGAUAUGCCAACACAUACCCGACGGGUGUCCGUCUCCUCUGCGCCAAGGGCAACGGCGGCCUCCCCUGUUUGGAUGACAUGGUCACCCACCGAUUCAAGGGCCUCCACAACGCGUCAAAAGCCUUUGAGCUGGCAAGCCGGACGUGUGAUGACGAGGGAAAAUUGGUUCUCAAGGUCGUCAUCGAGGCUUGA
This is a messenger RNA of Colletotrichum spaethianum, 1230 nucleotides long. Its product is annotated as sorbitol dehydrogenase. Bases 1 to 1230 code for a protein of 409 amino acids. The record is from RefSeq and is a predicted model, not a curated record. Gene Ontology annotation, molecular function: zinc ion binding; L-iditol 2-dehydrogenase (NAD+) activity. Gene Ontology annotation, biological process: D-sorbitol catabolic process. The transcript is spliced from 3 exons. Lineage: Eukaryota; Fungi; Ascomycota; Sordariomycetes; Glomerellales; Glomerellaceae.